CAAACUAGUCCAGGUCACAAACAUGUCUUCCGUGGAAGGUGCAGAAGUCGGAGUGUUAUACUMUUAAUUUGUGGUUUUAUCACCGAAGACGGUGAUAAUUUGACGUUUUUGUGGAUGAAAUUAUUUUAAAAAGAAGAAAAAAAAAAAGGCAGCGUCGCGUGCAUAUUUUCCUUUUAAGAACGAAGAAACUGGAACACCUCGCUGUAAUCAUGGCUGAAAGAACAGAAAGGAAAASGAAAAAUGAAAGUUUUCACCGGCGCGAAUGUCUCCGAUGCACCAUGCUUUUCUAAAGCCUCCAGAGGCUGAAGACAAGUUGUCGUUCACAGUGCGAGUGACCCCUGCAAGCUGCCACCAUGGCCCUGGUUCAGGCUCUGCCCAUGUCCGCUGAGCCCCACACCCCCAGCCACAGUGGUGGAGCUCGCAGACGACACCCCUCUGGCCCUUCACACCCCGUCAACCCUCCAACCCUGACCUUGGACCCGAUGGGUUCCGUUGGCAGCCUCGUCGCCACUCGCCCCGGCCCCUACCUGGAUCACCGCUCCGGCGUCGAACUGGGGACCAGAGUCCGACAGCCCGGGCCUGGAACUUCUUGCCUGGGCACCGAGUCACCCCAGGACCUACUGCUGCAGAAUGUCCCACCGUUGAAGAAACAGAGCUCCUUUGGGUCCAACAGAGGCCUGGAGAAGGACAGCGGGAACGGGAGCUAUACUUAUAUAAAUGAGGACUACGUUGGUGACUGGAAUGAUAAUCACUUUAUUCCCGUCAGCCCGGAAAGUGAUGUGGAUGAUGCUAAAGAAGGAUUAGGGUUAAAUGGGAAUUUGGGGGGACCUCCUCCAAGAUUGAUCCCAGUGUCAGGAAAACUUGAAAAGAACAUGGAGAAAACGGUCCUGCGGCCCACUGCCUUCAAACCCGUUAUCCCCAAGAGCCGCUCCUCCAUGCAGUAUCUCUCCCCUCGCCACUGUGCCAACGCAUCAGAAAACCAAAACAACCUGAACCUGCUCAGCCCCGCCCACAGAGAGGCGUCGCCGUCCUGCUCUGAGAAACGCAGCUCCUACGGUGGAGGGCGUAACAUCAGCAACGGUAGCAGCCAGUCCUGCUCGCUGUCCGACUCGGGCCGCAACUCCCUCUCCAGCCUGCCGCCUUGCAACAGUGCCGGCUACGGUCUGCCGUCGGACGCCCCCGUGGGUCACCUGGGGCCCAUGAAGGGCGUCCCGCCCGUCGGCGCACAUGGACAGACUAACUCGGACAGCGGGCGCUCGUCCUCCAGCAAGAGCACGGGAUCUGGGUCAAUAAGUGGCCGGGGACAGCCUCUCUCCGACAGCGGGUCUGGUGGGAGGUCUCCUGGUCCCAUGGAGGGUUAUGAAGUGGUGGUGAGAGACCUGGAGGACAAACUGAGGGAGAGAGAGCUGGAGCUGCAGCAGCUCAGAGACAACCUGGAUGAGAAUGAAGCUGCAAUUUGUCAGGUUUAUGAAGAGAAGCAGAAGCGUUUUGAGUUGGAGCUGGAGGAGCUGAGGCAGAGCUGUGCGACGAGGAUGCAGGCAGCUUCUCAGAAGGCCCAGCGUGCUCAGCAGGUGCUUCAGCUGCAGGUUUACCAGCUCCAGCAGGAGAAGAAGAAGCUGCAGGAGGAUUUUGCUCAGCUUCUGAAGGAGAGGGAGCAGCUGGAGGAGCGCUGCACCUCCUACGAACACGAGAAGAUCCAGUUGGGGCCUCGACUGGAGGAGACUAAAUGGGAGGUUUGUCAGAAGUCGGGUGAAAUCUCUCUGCUGAAGCAGCAGAUGAAGGAGGUGCAGAGCGAGUUAGCUCAGCGCGUAGGAGAGAUCGUCUCCCUGCGGGGUCAGCUCAGGGACACCCGCGGCGAGCUGACCAACACCCAGGUCCUGCUGCAGGAGGCCCACGGCACGAACCGAACUCGCACCAUGGAGCUGGAGGUGUGUGAGAACGAGCUCCAGCGCCGGAAGAGCGAAGCAGAACUGCUCAGAGAGAAGGUGGGGCGCCUCGAGGGCGAGCUGGCCACUCUCCGAGACACCGUAGCCAAUCAGGGGGCUGGAAACAGACAGUGCCAGGUGUUCCAGCAAGCCGAGGAGCACCUGCUCGCCUACGAGAGCGACGAGGCCAAGGRCCAGCGGCAGAGCAGCGCAGACGCCCUGCAGAACAUGCAGGUGCAGAUGGACAGGUUGAACUCCGAGCUCGUCUUCGAGCGCAAGAGGGUCGAACAGCAGGAGGGGAGUUUCCAAGAAGAGCGCAAGAUCUGGCAGGAGGAGAAGGACAAAGUCAUCCGCUACCAGAAGCAGCUGCAGGAGAACUACGUGCAGAUGUACCGCAAGAACCGAGAGCUGGAGCAGCUCCUGCAGGAGCUCAGUUUGGAACUGGAGAGCAGAGAGGACGAUGAGGGCAGCGGCAACGAGAUCAACUUUGAUGAAAUCGCCGCGACAGAAAUUUAAUUCUCAGUUUGUAUUUGCACUACAGUCUGCUAAAUGAAAAAAAAAGUCUUGACUUAAUAAGCUAAUGUGUUUAAACGUUGCAUCAAUCACGCUUUAACUGUGACUACAGUCGCGCCUAAAAGCCAUGUCACCUUUAAAUGCCAUCAGUUUUCUGCUCUUUUAAUUAACGUUUGUGUUUGCACUGACGAGACAUCAGAGUCGCUGUGGUUUUUCACACUUUCAGACGUUGGUUUGAGUAACUUCAACCUUUCACCAUCGUCCAGUGAUGGURAUGACUCCACCGUCCCUGCUGGCUUCACAGCGCUACACUCCCACAUCCUCACUGCUACGKUGCGUUUGGACAGAGCUGCUGUCAGCUUACAGUGAACGUGUCAGCGCCACGUUCACGGUGUCCUCCUGAGAGGAAGCACAUCAGAGUUGGGCGUCUGUGUCUGUGCUCAGGGUGACGUGGACAGAACUGCGUUAAUGCUCUCACAACUCUCGUAGACAGCAUCAUGAACAAACCGUAAAGUUCUCUCACUGCACCCCGUUGGGUCCAAAGCUCUUUGCACUGAAAGACAGUGACGUCACACUGUUCGUUGUCACUGUUCGGUACAUAAACUCUUGUUUUAGAUCCCCAUAGGACAGAUAAUGACAUGUUUAAAUCAAACUUUCUGUAAAUAAUCAGUUUAUUCGUCACUCGUUWUCUUCUGAAGGUUUUGUCUUAAAAAAAAGUCAAAUACACACAAAAACAUAACCACUGUGAAUAGACCAAAGCAAUGUCCAACGUGUUUUCUCUCCCUAUAAAUAUAAAACCUGUAUAUUGAAGUUUGUUUUGGUUCCUCAGAUAAAAUUUUAUAACCUGCAUUAUUUGUAUGAAGACAUUAAAUGUAUAUUUUCAUGCUGUACAUUUCUUGAGCCCACUGUGGUUUUAAUUAAAAGACAGUUUAACUUC
Molecule: messenger RNA, 3375 nt
Organism: Austrofundulus limnaeus
Lineage: Eukaryota; Metazoa; Chordata; Actinopteri; Cyprinodontiformes; Rivulidae
Product: leucine zipper tumor suppressor 2
Exons: 7
Coding region: 354-2441 (695 amino acids)
Biological process (GO): cell division; negative regulation of canonical Wnt signaling pathway
Source: RefSeq, a predicted model, not a curated record